This is a messenger RNA of Blastocystis hominis, 3564 nucleotides long. RefSeq lists its product as hypothetical. The record is from RefSeq and is a predicted model, not a curated record. Lineage: Eukaryota; Bigyra; Opalinata; Blastocystidae. Gene Ontology annotation, molecular function: cohesin loader activity; ATP binding; protein binding. The transcript has 11 exons. Gene Ontology annotation, cellular component: chromosome. Gene Ontology annotation, biological process: mitotic sister chromatid cohesion. Bases 1 to 3564 code for a protein of 1187 amino acids.
AUGCAUAUUAAGAAGGUGAUUAUCGAAGGGUUUGGGAGCUAUGCAAAAGCAGAAAAUCCCGAGUUGUUUGGUCCUGGAAUCAAUGUGAUACUGGGCGUGAAUGGCUCAGGGAAAUCAAACUUCUUCCGAGCAAUUCAAUUUGUCUUGAGUCCUAAGUACAUGAAAAUCGACGAAGAGCAAAUGCGAGGAUUGUUUCAUAAAGGGCGUCACGAUGCCGUAAAUAGAUGUCUCGUUGACAUUGUAUUCGAUAACACAGACGAGCGGUUUCCCGUUGAGUCCGAGGAAGUCGUGAUUCGACGUGUUGUGAGUGGUUCCAGCGACUCUUUCUAUGUGAACAACAAGCUCUACACAAAAGCAUGCGUUUCCUCCUUCUUUCUAGAAACCGCCGGUUUUUCGCGCGACAAUCCCUACUACAUGGUCGAGCAGGGCAGUGUGAAGCAGAUCUGCGAGCUGUCCGACGCAGGCCGUCUCCGUCUGUUGAAAGAAGUGGCGGGAACGCGUGUCUACGAAGAUCGUCGACGCGAAUCGGAAGCGGUUUUGGAAGACACAAAGCAGAAAGUGGACCAAGUGAACGAUUUAAUCAACGACAUGAAAGCGAGUCUGAGCGAGCUGGAGAAAGAGAAGGACAUGCUGGAAGAGUAUCUGCAGUACGAUCGUGAGCGUCGAAUCUGCAUUUACUUCCUGUCCUCGGCGGAUAUCCGCGAAAAGGAGGAAGAAAUCAACCGCUGCAACGCGCGUCGAAAAAUCCACGCAGACGAGCUUGCGCAGCUCCACGCGCAGUACGACGACGUUCUCGACCAGCUCAAGCAGCUCCGCGAGGCGCUCGCCGCCAUCUCCCUCGAAGAAUCCUCGAUCGCCUCCUCCACCUCCCAGCUCGAAACCGAUCGCAAAUCGCUUCUCCAGGAAGUCACGUCCAUGGAGCUCGACCUCGCCGAGCUCAAAACGCGGUUUCAAGAUCAGCGCGAGCGGCAGCAGCGCGACGCCCAGACCGCCGAGCGCUACCGUGCGGAUUUGAUGCAGAGCGGGCAGCGACUGCAGGAGGAAGUGGUUCCGCAGCUGGAGAAGGCGGAGAAGCGCGCGGCCGAGCUGGAAUCGGCGUUCUCUGCGAAGCAGGCGGCGCUGGAAGUCGAGCGAAGCCGGAGGCGCUGGCAGCAGCACGAGUCGUCGGAGGAGCGCGAGGAGGCGAUGAAGCGCGAGCUGGAGCCGAUGCAGAGGGACGUGGAGGCGAAGCGGAGCAUUCUGCAGGGCAUUCAGGAGCAAUUGCAGGCGGCGCGCGCGGACUCGGAGGCGCUGGAGCGGUCGGUGCAGCAGAAACAUCAGCAGAAGGAGGAGCUGUCAACGCGGCAGAGCGAGCUGCGGAGCGAACUGGCGGGGGUUCGAUCGUCGCUGGAGCAGGUGCUGGCGGAUCGGAAGCAGCUGUGGCGUGCGAACGAGACGCUGAACGGGGAGAUCGAGAAGGAGAGCGCGGCGAUCGACGCGGAGCGACGCGAGUUGAACCGUCUGCUGCCUGCAGAUACGCGAGCGAGCAUGGACGCGAUCCAGUCCAUUCCGAACAUCGAUCUCUCGUCGAUCUUCGGCCCCGUCGCCGCGUUGUUCCGGCCUCUGCAAGAGAAGUUCGUCACGGCGCUCGAGAAUACCGCGGGGAUGCGUCUCUUCCACAUUGCCGUGCGGAACGACGCCGUGGGAGCGCAGAUCGUGGAGUACUGCAAGGAGCAGCGGCUGGGGCGAAUCACGGUUUUGCCGGUGGAGCAAAUGCGGGAGACGAUUCGCGAGCCGGAAUUUCCGAAGGACAAUCGGUGCUUUCCGCUGCUGCGAUGCAUCGAAUUCGAUGAAUCGCUGCGACCGGUGAUGCUGAGCGUGUUUGGAAGCACGAUGCUCUGCAAUGAUCUCGAGACGGCGACCGAAAUCGCGGAGCUGUAUCACGUGAACUGUGUGACGCUGUCUGGAGAGAAAGUGGGGAAGCGCGGCGCGAUUCGAGGCGGGUAUUUCGAUAAUCGCGUGAGUCGGCUGCGUCUGUGGCGCUCGGUGGAAUCGAAAGAGCAGGAGCUGAAAGCGAAGCAGGACGAUAAAGAGAACAACAAGCAGAAAUUGGAAGCGAUCCAUCAGCAAGAGCUGCAGUUGCUGACGCAGGAAACGCAGAUCACCUCCACCUCGCGGCUGCUCAGUUCGAAGCUCGCGGCGCUGAUCACGGACGAGCAGGAAGCUCUCGAUCGCUUGCAGCAUCUCGCAGAGCGUCGCGAGCAGCUCGAAGCGUCGCUUCCUUCCGCCGAAUCCGCGCUGCAAGUCGCGCAGACGCGUCUGCAGCAGCUGGAAAGCGACAUUCGCUCGCCUUCUGCAGUGCUGAGCGAAGACGAACUGAAUCGAUUGGAGGAGGAAGUCAAGGCGCUGUCGAGCCAGCGAAGCGAGGCGUUGCAGGAAGUGGAUCAGCUCCGUGUGACGCGUGUGGGACUGGAGACGCGAAGCCGCAUGCUGCAGAAGCAAUUGUUGGAUUUGGAGCAGGAGCAGAGCCAAUCCGAAUCGAUGCUGAACGACCACACGGUGGUACUCAAUGGAGACGAGCAGUCGGUGAUCGCGAAGCAGGAGUCGAUGCUGCAGCGCAAACGAGAAGAGCUGGACGCGCUGCAGAACGAUCUGCAGACGAUGGAGAAUCGCCGACACCAGUUGAUGCAGCAGCACGAUCAGCAAACGGAGCGGGAAAACGAGCUGAAGCGGCAGGAAGAACAGUUCGAAAAGCAGAUUUACAGCGUUCGGAAUACGAUGCAAGAGCUUUUGCAGAAGCGAAACAACGCGAUGGCGCUUCUCGACGAAAAGCGUCGAGAAAUCAGCACGAUUAGCAGCAUUCCGGAAGGCGCCGACCGCUAUCGCGACUAUUCUCCGGAGUUGUUGAAACGCAAACUAGACGAAGCGAACAAGAAACUCUUGAAAUUCGAUAAAGUGAAUCGCAAGGCACUCGACCAAUACAAACUCUUCGAUGACAAACGAAACGACUUCGAUCGCCGUCAUCAAGAAUUAGUCAACGGGAUGGAGAGCAUCCACGGACUCAUUCGCACCUUGGAUGAGCGUAAAAACGAAGCCAUCACGCGAACGUUUAAGCAGGUAGCCAAACACUUCGCCGACACAUUCCACGAAAUGGUGCCGCAAGGCCAGGCCGAGCUUGUGAUGCUCAAAGAGAACCCCUACAACGAGGAGUUCACCGGGAUUGGGCUUCGCGUGCGCUUUGGAGGCGGCGAGGAAUCGUCGAAGGCGCAGCUGUCGGGCGGACAGAAAGCGGUGAUCGCGCUGUCGUUGAUUUUUGCGAUUCAGCGCGCGGAUCCCGCGCCGUUUUAUCUGUUUGACGAGGUGGAUGCGGAGUUGGACACGAACUACCGCGUGGAAUUGGCUCGGCUGAUGCAGAGACAAGCGGAGCAGCAGGGAGCGCAGUGCCAGAUUUUCUGUACGACGUUUAAGCCGGAGCUCCUCGAUGUGGCGACGCGUUUUUACCGCAUUUUGUUACGCAAUGAGACGAGUCGGAUCGAAAGAACGACCCAGGAAGAAGCGCAGGAGUUUGUGACAACACGUCAGUAA